Messenger RNA from Blepharisma stoltei, 834 nucleotides. The record is from the annotation of a GenBank genome assembly. Lineage: Eukaryota; Ciliophora; Heterotrichea; Heterotrichida; Blepharismidae.
AUGGAAUCUUCAUUAGAAGCAUAUCAGCCUCUUCCAGAAGAUAUAAAGAGAGGAACAAUUAGGAAAGUCUACUCAUUUGUUCCAUUAGACCCAGAUGAAGAAGAAGCUCUUGCCAAGUUUCGCGCUUAUGCUACUAAAAACGCAAUUCAGAUCCCUCCAGGGUAAUUUUUAUUCAGUGUUGAUGACCAGCAUAGGAUGGCUCUCAAAUUUAUGGAUUCUUCAAAAAGAAAGCCAAAAAAAGCUAUGAAAAUCAUGGACAAGUACCAAACUUGGCUUACAACAGAACUGCCUGUCCCUAUAAAUGAGGUCUCAACAAUGCUUGUAAAAUUUAUAUAGGAUCAAGGAUUUAUGUACCUUCUCGGAAGAGACAAAAAGUUUCACCCUAUCAUGGUUAUUAAUGUGAGAAAAAUGCUUAAUUUCAAUGUCGAUUUAAACACUGCUUUGAGGUUGAAUUACUUUUUAUUAACCUGGGCAAUUGAGCAUAUGAUGGUUCCAGGUAAGGUUGAGACCUGGGAUAUUAUCAUGGACUUGGCAGACGUAACAGCAUCACAACUGCCAAUUAACUUGCUGAAAAAUAUGAUGAGUAAACUAUCCAUAAACUUUAUGUGCAGAUUGGAAAAGUCAUUUGUAAUUAAUCUUCCAUCGACACUGAAUGCGCUUUAUAAGCUUCUAAAGCCUUUCAUUGACUCAGACACAAAAAAGAAAAUUAUUAUCCAAAAAGACGGAUGGGAGCCUUUGCUCAGAGGAGAUAUCAACGAAGAUGUGCUAGAAGUGAAAUACGGUGGGACAAGACCAAAUAUAGAUUCUGGAUACUUUCCUCCAGCAUUUUACUAG